Messenger RNA from Ruditapes philippinarum (Manila clam), 1756 nucleotides. Its product is annotated as alpha-(1,6)-fucosyltransferase-like. Gene Ontology annotation, biological process: protein N-linked glycosylation. The record is from RefSeq and is a predicted model, not a curated record. Gene Ontology annotation, molecular function: alpha-(1->6)-fucosyltransferase activity. Lineage: Eukaryota; Metazoa; Mollusca; Bivalvia; Venerida; Veneridae. Bases 623 to 1570 code for a protein of 315 amino acids. The transcript is spliced from 5 exons.
AAAAUGAAAUAGACAUAGCAUUUGGAAGCAGAGAUAUGUCUCAACAGCAUCGGAAAAAACAGUUGCUUGAAAAUAACUGAAUUAAUUUCGUAUGAGUCUGUUUAAAACAUUCAUUUAUCGCUGUACAUAUAACGUCAUUUUGCUUUGUUUUAAUGCAAUUUUCGACACAAAAGAAUUGCAAAAAUAAUAUAUUAAAAUGAAAUAUCUAAAAUAUUAUUUAAACAUUAUGUCACACUGUCCUAUUGCACUUAAAACUUGACUUGAAGAAAUAUAGAUAGGGCAAUCCUGGGAAAAUAAGCGAUACGAUAAUAUAAACACUAAAUUACAGUUGAAUGUUGUUUUCAUUUUAAAUUUCAAUGUGUACACAGUCCCUCUGCACUGGACCAUUUAGCUUUCAAAUAAGUUAAGGUUAAUCAAUUAUGGGAUACAUUAUUUAAGAUUUGAGAAAUGAAAUAAUUAACCUGUUUUUCGUAUAUCAUACAAUUGAAUUACUCUGUUUGUAACAAAAACAAACAAACGAUUUAAACAACAACAACACACACACACAAACAGACCAAAUUGCAAUUAUAUACAACCAUAUCUUAAUAAGGAUCUCUUCAUAAACUUGUUUUAAAGUACUUAAAUGAAUGAGAAUCAUGCUUAUGUUUCAGAUGGAUUCGGAAGUCAAGUUCAUCUGUUAACAAUUUGUUUCACGGUUGGGUUCAUAACAAACAGAACAGUUAUUAUUGAAUCGGAUGAAUCGCAGUAUUCAAAAUCAGGAUGGAAAGGAUUGCUUCUUCCCUUGAGCAACAAUUGCACGACAUUGUAUAAUCAAACAGCUCAAGUUGUUUUAAGUUUAUUUAAAUCAGAAGAAAUUCAAGUGAUUAAAGUUGGGUACAAAUCAUUUUACUUUGAUUUGCAACGGACACUUCCAAAGUACCUCGUGAGUGUAGUUCAGACUUUUCAUUCAGACCCACAACUUUGGUGGGCUGGGCAAAUAGCUCAGUAUAUUCUAAGACCUACGCAACACUUGCAAAUACUUAUUGCAAAGAAAAAGAAAGAUCUUGGCUUUCAAAAUGUAAUUGUAGGACUACAAGUUAGAAGAACAGACAAGCUUACUGAAGCUUUCUACUACAAUUUAACAGACUACAUGAAUAUUGCAGAAAAGUGGUACUUAGACUUUGAGAAAAGAUUUGGAUUGACAGGCCUUGAAAGAAGAGUAUUCUUAGCAACAGAUUCAUAUACAGUCGUGGAAGAAGCUAAACAGUUAUACCCUAACUAUGUUUUCAUCAACGAUAUGAAUGCUACGCUUGCAGCAAAUAAGCUUGAAACACGAUACACAUUUUCAUCAUUAUCUGAUAUAAUAGUAGACAUACAUUUAUUAUCUUUAUGCGAUUACCUUGUAUGUACCAUGACGUCAAACGUAUGUAGAUUGGCAUUCGAGCUGAUGCAGACUCGUCAUACAGAUGGCUCAAAAUAUGCUAAAUCUCUAGACUGUGACUAUUAUAUCCAGAGGCUGUACAAGGCACAUUGUAAUAAACGACCAACAAGAGUAGAAACGUUGAUGAAAAUGAUAAAUAAUAAAAUUUAAAUUCCGAUUGAGCAAUUGUUAUAUUUUGGAUUUUUGGAAUAGCAUUUUAUUCUAUGAAUUAUUACAUUUCUCAACUUAAUAUUUAAACUCAUCAUAAUGCAGAUUAACGAUUUUUUCAAACUGUGUGGAUUACUUACUUAAAUUAAAUUAUUUUGUUGUCACAUUUAUUAAAAAAACAAAUAAAUA